AUGGAUCAGUCUAGAUUCUACAAGCACCUUCAAUGCAAUACCAUGGAAACUAGAAAUGAGGAGUUCCAGCCUGGAUCUCAAUCAGUAAUUCAGGAUCACAUGGAUGGCAUGCAUACUAUCAGACGACCAUCUGACUAUAGCGCAUCAGAUGUUAAACCGGUACUCAAUUAUUCAAUACAAACGGGUGAGGAAUUUGCUUUUGAAUUCAUGAGAGAUAGGGUGACUCUUAGGAAGCCUGUAUUUUCAAAUGUUAGUGAUUCCAGUUCCAAUUAUGCAACUGGUUGCAUGGAACAGAAAGGCAUCAUAGGCAUCAGCCAUGCUGCUUCUGAAAGUGGAUCAGAGAUUUCUAUGCUAUCAAAAGCUGAGAAAGGUCCAACAGAGUUUAACAGACAGAGUACGUCAUUACAUGGAGACAGAAGCUAUGGGUCAAUUCGAUCAAUACCAAGAGCUUCACUGAAUCAGGAGAAUAGUCGACUUGUACGUGGGUAUGGUGCUUCUGUUGGUUCUGACAGCACAUCAAUGAUGAAGUGUCUUUGUAGCUUUGGUGGCAGAAUAUUACCACGACCAAGUGAUGGGAAGCUAAGGUAUGUUGGAGGUCAAACUCGUAUUCUUCGUCUAAGAAAGGACAUAUCUUGGCAGGAGCUUAUGCAGAAAGCAUUGUUAAUCUAUAAUCUGGUUCAUGUACUAAAAUAUCAACUUCCUGGGGAAGAUCUCGAUGCUUUGGUAUCAGUAUCAUCUGAUGAGGAUUUGCAGAAUAUGAUGGAGGAAUGUAAUCUUCUUGAAGAUAGAGAGCGCUCACAAAAGCUUAGGCUGUUUUUGUUCUCAAUGAGUGAUUUGGAAGAUGCUCACAUUUCUCUCAGCAGUAUUAAUGAUGACUCUGAGGUCCAAUAUGUUGUUGCUGUUAAUGGCAUGGACUUUGGAUCAAUAAACAGCUCAACCCCACUUGGUGUCAGUUUUUCAGCAGAUGAUCUCCAUGAAUUGGAAAGGAAAACUUCAGAGAGAGAGAGUAAUAGAGCUGCUGUAGAAUCUUUAGGUCCCAGCAAUGCUCCUUUGACUAACAAAUCCGACCCUUCAUUGACUAUUCGUUCUUCACAAGCAGUUCUACCAAAUGCCUCAAAUUUGUAUGAAAUUGAUCAACUAUCUUAUGGUGACCAAAUGGCUCAAGUUGGGGAAUAUAGUCGACAAUAUUUUGUUCACCAUGGCCUUAAUUCCAGUCAUAACCCUGUUGCUGGAGAGACUCCUAUGGCUCCUCACCUUCUUAGCAAUCAACAAGGGGUUCUGAAUGAAGACCAUAUACCGAGUGGAUUACAAAUGCAAAAUUCUCAAUUACCUACCGUGCAGAUGAAAAAGAUAAGUGAUAAUUCAGUUAAGCAAGGGAGUGAUGUUUUAUCCUCAGAAACCCCGUCGCCAGCUCCCUUACAAACAUCUGAUAAUUGCUUAAAAAGUAAUUUUCCUGAAGCAUCGGUUGUAGUUACCAUGUCUGAGGGACAUCUACCUUCAUUGCCUUCAACAAAAAAGGUUCAGCACAAGGAUUAUGAAGAGUUCUCUUCUACUUCUAGCAGUGCAUUUGCUCCUGCUUAUGUUGAUUCCCACACCAAUGCAAUUGAUUUGAGUUGUCUUCAUCCUCCUCCACUUCCUGAAAGAGUUUAUUAUUCAGAAAGAACUCCAAGGGAGCAAGUAGAGUUGCUGAAUCGCUCCUCAAAGUCAGAUGACACGCACAAUUCUCAAAUUCACGUGUCAGAUUUACUUUCCGAUGUCAACCCAGAUGACCAAGUAACAGAAUCUGGGGACAACUUGCAUCCAACUGAUGAAUUGGGUAAUGCAGAAAAGCCCUUACAUGCAGAUGGCCAUACCACAGACAAUGGGUUUUCCAAAAAUCAAAUGAGCAAACUGUUGCCUGAUACAAACAGUCUGAUUAAUUCAAAACUAUCUGAGCGCACAGACCCUGAGUUGAAGCCAGCGUUGCCAAGCAAUGAAGGAACUAAAGAUGUUGAAACUGAAAAUUAUCGUAAAGAUAGCCAAACCAAGCCCUUUCUUGAUGAAACUGAAACCAAGACCAAAACCAAAGAAGGUAAGUCAGAUCUUCCUGCUUUGCAUCAUGUUUCAUCUGCUAAGCGUCUUGAUGAUCUAGCAUCCAAUCUUCCAGAUAUUGAUUGGGGUGAAGCCUCACGGAAGGAAUCUAAUGAUGGUUGUACGGUACAAGAAGUACCUGUAUCUGUAACUGGGAAUGUAACCAAAGAUGUUUAUCAAGAUUUCCCACCAAAUGUUAUUUCCAAACAAUCACAAGGGGACAUUCUUAUUGAUAUUGAUGAUCGAUUUCCCCGGGAAUUGCUGUCUGAUAUGUUUUCUAAAGCAAUACUUGGGGAAGAUCCCUCCAGUUUGCAUCCACUGUCCAGAGAUGGAGUAGGCUUAAGCAUAAAUAUGGAAAAUCAUGAACCGAAAAGAUGGUCAUAUUUUCAUAAAUUAGCACAAGGGCUUGACAGUGUCUCUCUUAUUGAUCAGGAUCAUCUUGAUUUUUCACCCGUGAUAGGAAAGGCAGGAGAUAAUAGAACCCAUCAUGUUAUGCCGCUAACAACUGAUGGAGAUCCCCAACAUCGGGAAGAUUCUCAUCUCAAUUUUAAUGAAGAAAAUCCAGAGGACUUACAUAGAAGGAUUGAAACUGAAGCUACUGUUCUGAAGUCUAAUUAUAAUCAAUCCCAGCUUAAGGACAAUGAGAGUAUGCAAUUUGAUGCUAUGAUGGAAAAUAUAAGAAUGCAAGGGUCAGAGUUUGAGGAUGGCAAAUUUGAUGCAAAAAAUAGCAACCUACCUCCACCACUUGACACUGUGCAGGUCAUCAAGAAUGAAGAUCUUGAAGAGCUGCGAGAACUAGGUUCUGGAACCUUUGGAACUGUGUAUCAUGGAAAAUGGAGAGGAACAGAUGUUGCUAUUAAAAGAAUAAAGAAGAGCUGCUUCACGGGUCGAUCAUCUGAGCAAGAGAGAUUGACUGUAGAGUUUUGGCGGGAAGCUGACAUUCUUUCCAAGCUUCAUCAUCCAAAUGUGGUUGCAUUUUAUGGUGUGGUACAGCAUGGACCAGGAGGUACUAUGGCCACUGUGGCAGAAUAUAUGGUGGAUGGUUCUCUUAGGCACGUGUUACUUCGCAAGGAUAGGUAUCUUGACCGUCGCAAGAGGCUGAUAAUUGCAAUGGAUGCAGCUUUUGGAAUGGAAUAUUUGCACUCAAAAAACAUAGUGCAUUUUGACUUAAAAUGUGACAAUUUGCUUGUAAAUUUGAAAGAUCCCUUACGUCCAAUAUGCAAGGUUGGUGAUUUUGGCUUAUCAAAAAUUAAGCGAAAUACUUUGGUUACUGGUGGUGUGCGUGGGACACUACCUUGGAUGGCACCAGAGCUUCUGAAUGGCAGCAGCAAUAAGGUCUCAGAAAAGGUUGAUGUGUUCUCCUUUGGCAUAGUAUUAUGGGAAAUUCUUACUGGUGAGGAGCCAUAUGCCAAUAUGCACUAUGGUGCAAUUAUAGGUGGGAUUGUAAAUAACACAUUAAGACCAACAAUCCCAAGUAAUUGUGAUCCUGAAUGGAGAACACUAAUGGAACAAUGUUGGGCUCCCAAUCCUGCAGUCAGACCAUCCUUCACGGAAAUCGCCAGUCGUUUGCGCAUAAUGUCUGCAGCAGCAAGCCAAACCAAAACACAGGGCCAUAAAACUUCUAAAUGA
Sphenostylis stenocarpa is the source of this 3699-nucleotide messenger RNA. The record is from the annotation of a GenBank genome assembly. Lineage: Eukaryota; Viridiplantae; Streptophyta; Magnoliopsida; Fabales; Fabaceae.